AUGGUCAAUUUGUAUACACGAAAAAGUGAAGAACUACUUGCAAGUGAACUACUCAAUCAAUUGAAUAUAUCAAAUAAUAUGCAUAUUGUUUCCAGUUCAUCUGGAGCUGAUGUUGCUUUUGAAAUAGCUAUAGCUCGACCUGAUCUUAUUCAAUCCAUUAUUUUUGUUGCUCGUUAUAAUCUUAUAAAUGUUCAACAUUCCUUUGGUUUAACUCAUUUUCUUUCAUUUAAAAAUUCUUAUUUUAAUGAAAAUAUUGCAAGAGACGACGGAACUCGUGAAAGUUAUCUUAAACCAAUUCGUGAUGAUCCACUGUUUUUGAAUAGUUUUGUUCUCUUUACGCAAAACUAUGUUCCAUCGUCAACAAUCAACGAAUGGUAUAAGCUUAGUAAUAAACUAAAAAUAUUGAUUAUUAUUGGCGAACACGAUAAAAAUAGUAUCAAAAGAAAAUAUUCAAGAAUUCUAUAA
Molecule: messenger RNA, 465 nt
Organism: Rotaria socialis
Lineage: Eukaryota; Metazoa; Rotifera; Eurotatoria; Philodinida; Philodinidae
Source: the annotation of a GenBank genome assembly